This is a messenger RNA of Anguilla anguilla (European eel), 7031 nucleotides long. It is a transcript of the gene fmn2b, whose product is annotated as formin 2b. Gene Ontology annotation, cellular component: endoplasmic reticulum membrane; actin filament; nucleus. NCBI's taxonomy places the organism in Eukaryota, Metazoa, Chordata, Actinopteri, Anguilliformes, Anguillidae. Gene Ontology annotation, biological process: actin nucleation; intracellular transport. The record is from RefSeq and is a predicted model, not a curated record. The transcript has 20 exons. Bases 285 to 5087 code for a protein of 1600 amino acids. Gene Ontology annotation, molecular function: microtubule binding.
UAACCCAGGUUGUAGCCUAUUUUAGAGCUAGUGUUGAUCUCAGUACCACUUCCCUUUAUUUUAAAGUUUAGUUUUAAACAUUAAGGUUUUUCCCCCCCAUUGGAACAAAAUCUAUUCUUUAAAGGAUUUGCGGCGGUGAAGAUACCACGUGGAUACCAUUUCAUCUGAAAACCGGAUUGUCAAAUAACGCGAUCUAUGCAGUGAACCCAAAUGAGUUGUAAUUUCCUGAGAUUUUGCCCACAUCCAAGGAUGUGAAAGUGCAGCCGCUUUGCCCGAGGUGCACAAUGCAAGCCAUUCAGACCAGAGAGAUUCAGGUCCCCGCUAUAACGGAGCAUUUUGUCAGGACUCCUUUUAAAGAGCGGAGCAGAGAGGCCGAGGGGAGCGUGAACAAACGGCAGCGGCACAAACAACAACAACAGCAGCAGCACAAACAACAACAGCAGCAGCACAAACCGCAGCAGCAGCAGCAGCAGACGUGGGAAGGCGGCGACUGCGGGCAGCCGCGCUGCACUGAGCAUGUCCCAGGGGGCCGUUCCUCCGGCAGCCUAUUAUGCAGCGCGGCUGCUCGGGCGGACGGGGGAGAGCGAGAGCAGGCGCUCGCUUCCUUCGCAUCAGCACCAGCGCCGCUCGCGUCACCGGAAAGCGAGCGCGGAUUAGCACGCAGCAGCAGCAGCAGCAGCAGCGUUAGCGUCAGCGCCUCGUCAGGAGGAGGCACAGAGGCCAGCGGCUGUCACGGGCAUGGCUUGAUUGCCCGGGGAGCGCUCCUGCCGAAAAACAUGGGGAACCAGGAUGCCAAGCUGCGGAGGGCAGCGGGGGAGGCCAGCGACGGUGGGGACGACGGUGGGGGGCCCAGGGAGGCGGAGAGCACAAAGAAAGGAUUUCACGGCAAGAGAUCGCACGGUAAACACGGCAAGGGGGGGGACGCUGGCAAGAAGAAAUCCAAAUCGGAGUCCAAAUCCUCGGUGUUUUCGAACAUCCGGAUCCGGAAAAACCUGUCCAAGGCGAAGGGCUUGUCGGGGGGCUCGAAGGAGGAUGUUUUGGACACGCGGGCCUCGCAGAAUGACGAGCUGGACAGCGCGCAUUCCCUUCAGACCAAAACCCCCGACCUCAGCCUCUCCGCCGACGAGCUGGGGCACUCGGACACCGAGCCCGAGCGCUUCCACCUCACGGCCGCGAGCCGGCAGACCACGGUGGAGACGCAGGAGGGACAAAGAGCCAGCUCGGGCUCCGACACGGACAUCUACAGCUUCCACUCGGCUGCCGAGCAGGAGGAUCUGCUCGCCGACAUCCAGCAGGCUAUUAGGCUGCAGCAGGGGGUCAUUAUUUCCACAGCUGAGGAGCUGGGCUGGAAAUCGGAGCUUAAAUUCACCCCGGCAGCUGAGCCCCAGCCCGCCCCCCCUGCCUCGGAGCAGCCCCCGGCCCCGGAGGAGGUCUCCGACCGGGAGAACGGCCUGGCGGUGGAGCUCAGCUUCUCUCUGGAGGAGGGGGAGGAGGCGGUGGAGGAGGAGGAGGAGGAUUCGGGCUGCGCUGCGCGGGACCGCAGCGAGGAGCCGGGGGAGGCAGAGACGGCCCUUUGUGCCGCGUCUGGGACAAAGGAGCCGGAGCCAUUCAGCGAAAUCGCUCAGCCCCCGGCAGCUGAGGCCGAGGGGAGAAACGGGAGCGCCGUUACCAAGACGACCAGCGCCAACAGCUUCCCCGACCUCACGGGCUCUUUUGAAAGCGCGGAGGAGCCCCCGGAGGAGGAGAAUGGCUUGGAUCUGCCUCCCAGUUUGACUGGUAGCCACGGCGAUGUAGCGCGGGGCCGGGAGGACGGGUCCGUGAACGGGAGGGAGGGGGUCAGCCAGUCCCUGGAGUCGCUGGGCAGCGGGGACCUGGACCCGGAGCAGGCCGACGGCCUCCCCCGCGUCCACCGCAGGAAGAGCAGCGUGUCCUUCUCCCAGUGGCCCUCCGAGAGCCCCCUGGCAACCCGUCUGCUCAAGUCCACCCUGUCCAACGCUUCGUCCCCGUCCGUCAAGCCCUACCCCCCCAUCCACCCGUCCUACAUCAAAACCACCACCCGGCAGCUAAGCUCGCCCAACCACUCGCCGGGACCCUCGCCGUCCCAGAGUCCCCUCUUCCAGAGGCGCUGCCAUGAGGAGGACCACAGGCUGGACAAGAGGAGGGCGAAGAGGCAGCGGGCCAACAGCAUCGCCGGCCUGCUCAGCCACUCGGCCGACUGGACGGAGGAGCUCAACAAGCUCAAGCACCAGAAGGCCGAUUCGGCCGACUACCUGGAGUACGGCGGCUCGGAGGAGAGGCUGCACGGCGGAAGCCAGCCCCUGUGCGCCACACGCAAGUCGUCCGGCGUGCAGGCCUCCACGUGUAGCUUUCAAGAUGUCUUCACUGGGCGCACCCUGCUGGAGAAGUUCUUCCGGCAGCAGGAGGACACCCAGCCAGAGGAAGCGGAGAAGCUGUGCUCGCGCAUCCUGGCCAUGGGGCUGCUCCUGCCCUUCAGCGACUGCUUCCGGGAGCAGUACGGAGGCAGCGCCUCCCAGAUCACCGCCAAGUUUGAUCAAGACCAGCUCUACACCUGGGCUGCGGUCAGCCAGCCCCCUCACUCCUUUGAGAACUUUGAGGGGCGCAUCCCUGGGCGUAUCCAGGCCCUGUGGCCCCCGCAAAAGCCUGACGGGGACCAGAAGCCGGGGCUGCAGUACACUGAGGCCGAGGAUGAGGACGAGCAUCAAUCGCUCAUCCUGGGACUGAAGAAACAGCAUAAAGACAGAGUAUAUGAGCUGCAGGAGGAAUCGGUGUUGAAAACGGUGAAGUUGAAGGAGGAGCACGUCAAUGUGAUUCAGCAGCUGGAGCAGACUAUCGAGGAUCUAAGGACCAAAAUCGCGGAGCUGGAGAAUCAGUACCCGUCUGUGGAGAAGGAUGUUUGCACUAAGGACCAGGAGUGUGGAAGUGAAGAGGUGGCGUUGAAGGAUUUCUGUGAUGUAGACCUGCAGACUGAGGGGCUGGCACCGAGCAGCCUAGAGGCCAAGUCAGUGCAGACGUCGCCCGUGGACGAGAGCUUUAAAUUUAAAGUGCCUUUACCGGAUCAAACGCCAACAUCAGCCCCUCCCUCCGUGCCCAGCGUAGACGGGGAAGUGCUUCUCCCGCCCCCCGCCCCCUGCCCCGCCCCUGGGACCCUCCCAGAGCCAGCUGUGCCCAUGUCCCCUAAGGCAAGCCAGGGGUUUGUUUGUAAAUGCCAGCAACAGCAGCAACAGAGUGGGAUUCAGCCCCCACCCCCGCCGCCUCCCCCCCCACUGCCUGGCGUACCUGUGCCCCCUCCCCCACCACCACCCCCUCCUCCCCUUCCAGGAUUUGUAGCCCCACCCCCGCCCCCUCCUUUGCCCGGAUUUGUGGGUCCGCCCCCACCCCCUCCCCUACCUGGCGGUGCAAUGCCACCACCACCUCCACCACCCCCUCUCCCUGGCUCUGCCAUGCCCCCGCCCCCACCUCCUUUACCAGGAAUGGGUGUUCCCCCACCUCCUCCGCCCUUACCAGGCUGUGCCAUACCCCCUCCUCCACCUCCUCCUUUGCCAGGACAAGGGCCAGGCCCGCCUCCGCCCCCUCCUCUUCCUGGAAUGGGUCCGCCUCCACUCCCUGGCAUUGGGGGACCUCCACCACCCCCACCUCCCCCUCCAGGGGCUGGUGGCCCCUCUGUACCCUGCAUAUUGGGAGCUCUCCCACCCCCCCUGCCGUUGGGACUCUACGCCCUGGGCAUGGCGCAUGAGAAGGCGGCCCGGAAAGGAGUCGUCGAACCUCCACGACCCAUGAAGCCCUUGUACUGGACCAGAAUACAGCUGCAUGCUAAAAAGGAAGUGGCUGGCCCCUUGGUUUGGGAGAAGAUUGAGGAGCCACCCCUGGACUUUGAGGAGUUUGUCGAUCUUUUCUCAAAAACUGCGGUGAAGGAGAAGAAAAAGCCUUUGUCUGACACCAUCACAAAAUCAAAGGGGAAACAGGUUGUGAAGCUGCUGAAUAACAAGCGGUCUCAAGCGGUGGGCAUCCUCAUGUCCAGUUUGCACCUGGACAUGAAGGACAUUCAGCACGCUAUUCUGAACUUGGACAACACCGUGGUUGACCUGGAGACCUUGCAAGCCCUCUAUGAAAAUAGAGCACAACAGGAGGAGAUGGAUAAAAUUGAAAAGCACAUUAAGUCCUCUAAAGAAAAAGAAAAUGCAAAGCCACUGGAUAAACCUGAACAAUUCCUCUUUCAGUUGUCACAAAUCCCCAAUUUCUCAGGAAGGGUAUUUUGCAUCCUCUUUCAAUCCACCUUCACGGAAUGUAUAUCUUCCAUACUCCGCAAGCUUGACAUGCUACAGAAAGUAUGUACGACCCUGAACAGUGGCGCAGGGGUGAUGCAGGUCUUGGGCCUAGUCUUGGCCUUCGGGAACUUCAUGAACGGGGGAAACAGGACCAGAGGUCAGGCAGACGGCUUUGCCCUGGACAUCCUCCCCAAGCUUAAAGAUGUGAAGAGCAGCGAUAACACGAGGAGUCUUUUGUCUUACAUCGUCGCUUACUACUUAAGGCAUUUCGAUGAGGAUGCUGGCAAGGAGACGUGCGUCUACCCGCUCCCCGAGCCACAGGACCUCUUUCAGGCGUCGCAGAUGAAGUUUGAUGACUUUCAGAAGGAUCUCCGCAAGUUAAGAAAGGACCUCAACGCAUGCACCACCGAGACCGAGAAAGUCUGCCGCGUCUCCUCUGAAGAUCACCUUCAACCUUUCAAGGACAAAAUGGAGGAGUUCUUGAGCCAAGCAAAAACUGAACUGGAGGCUCAGGAGACACAGCUGACUGAGACUCACAAAACUUUCUUGGAGUUGAGCAUCUUCUUCUCUGUCAAAGCGAAGAUGGGGGAGAAAGAGGUUUCUCCCCACACAUUCUUCUCAGUGUGGCACGAGUUCUCCACCGAUUUCAAGGACCUGUGGAAGAAGGAAAACAAAGUGAUCCUGCAGGAGAGAUUGAAAGCGGCGGAGGAGUGCUUCAGACAAGCGAAGGAGAAGGCUUCGUACAGUGUCAAACCCAAGCAUGCCUCUGGGAUAAAAGCAAAGCUGGGCAUGAAGAUCUGACCGGCACCAGAGUUGGGGAUGACUUUUCUUUUUUAAAAAAAUAAAAAAAAAACUAAAGACUGGAUUUCCAGGAAACCGUUUCACAGACGAUUGAAACAAACGGAAAAACAAAAACAGCAGUGUUUUUUUUUUUUGCGAACUCUAGCACUUAGCCUGUCAUUUUAAUCUAAGUGAGUUCUCUCUCUAAAUUACUAUAUUUUUUUCCCCCCUUAAUGUGCUUUGGGCAUUGUCGCCCUGCCAUCUGAACACCUUGCUUGUUAUAAACGCACACAGCUCUCAUUGGAAAGGUCACAUGGUUGAGUCAGCAGUGUAUAUUUAGACUCCGCAGGAGGACUUGGACAAGACUCUGGAUGGCGCUUGUUCUUCACGGAUUGAAAAGCAGAACAACCGAGCCCUCCACAGCUGGCCAGCACACACUCGCGCACACCUACCCCGGACACACGUGGACACAGACAUACACACACACAUGAUUUCUUAAAUUCAUCCAGACUUGAUAUUCCGAUGACUUCCUGUAAGGAUUUGCCAAACUGUCAUAUCUAUUCAGGUUGCUCUUACCCUUUAGAAUCCACUCCAGCAACAACUUAUUUUAUUUUUUAUUUUUUGUUUUGUUAAAGCAAUAUGAAAGUGUGUCUGGUUCAAGCCAAUACAGAAACAAAAAUAUGUGCGUGUCAAAAACAUGUAAAAUAUGUGUAUAGAUGUAUGAAAAGUGACCUCAUUGUAUUUUGUAAUGGAGAAGGGGGAGAGAAAAGAGCUUCAAUGUGACCUGCAGUAAUUUGUUCAGGCUAACCCAGUCUAGAUGGCAGUAUAGCUGUUGUUACAAUCUUGGUGAAAGUAGCAUUUUUUUUAUCAGGUGGUCAGAUACUUGUAUUAAUAGCUUGGCUACCCCCUUCCCCAGUACUACUUUAAGCCCCGGUUUUUAGCAGCAAGUGUCCAGUUGGCAGUGUUCUCAAUAUCUCAACACAGCGUAAUUUUGAAAGAAAGAAAGACGUCCCAAGCUGUUGUACAGUGCCAUGAAGCCAAUACCAUAUCAUCUCUGCGGGUUCUGCUUAAAUGUGUCCAAUGAGUUUAGAUAUUUAAACAACAGAAUUAGUCAGACUUUCAUUUUCUUCACAUAUCCAUUAGCCACUGGCUUUGAUCACCUCUAAUGUGCCCUUGUGUGUAACGAAAAAUCGCAGUAGACUUUCAGUCUGAAAAUUGCACAGUCCCAAAACUAAAGCCAGAGUGCCAGAUUCAAGGAAAUGUGGGUUGUGACUUUUAUGCAUUUAAAAUCUGGAAAAGCUGAUCUUUACUUCCAUGAAAAACUCUAAUGGUCUGGGCGUAAAAUAGUGAGCCAUCCCCUCUACUGAGCCAUUGAAUUGCAGAUGACUAAAUGGUCUGGUUUAGAGACAUGAAUCAAACAUUCAAAUUUAUCCUCAUUGGAUUUUAGUUAUGAAGAACCAAGCAAGAUUGUAGUAAAUUGUUGCCUACAGAAUGACAAGAUGUGUGUUGGGUAUUGAAUCGGCAGUUUGAUAUUUGAGCGUCACACUCUCCAUUAAGAUAUUUAAAGUAGUACUUGCACCAGAAUACAAUACUUGACUGGGUUACUUAGACUAUUUAAAGAUGCUAUUCUAUGUUUUUAUCUAUGUAAAGUAGUAUUCAACUUUGUAAUUUUUUUUUUCUUCUCUAUUUUACUUGUCCCAGCAUGUUGGUUCUGUGCCCCAAUGUUUUCAUCACUAAACAGUUCUGGAAUUCAAGGUUUAUCCCCAUGUGUGCAAUAAGUGUUUCUAAUUGGAUUUUUUUUUUUUUUUUUUUUGGGAAAAGUUUAAUUUAUAUAAAAUAAACAUAUAAAUAAAUGUAGCGUUUUAUUGUACAUUUCAGACUGUGUCACAACUGUGACCUGUAAUAAUGAUUGCCAGUUGAAAGGUCAGACAAACUACAUUACAGUUGUCCUUUGCUUUCUCGUGA